AUGGCCCCUCUUAUCCGAGUCAUUGGCUCCCUCAAUGCCGACAUGGUGUCCGUGACACCUCGUUUCCCAUUCCCCGGCGAGACCAUCACCGCCUCAUCCUACUUCCAAAGCGCUGGUGGCAAAGGUGCCAACCAAGCCGUCGCAUGUGGCCGCAUGUCACGAUCCAAGCCCCAAUCAGAUGCAACAGGUCUGAAUACUUCAAGUGAUGUACUUGUCGAAAUGGUCGGAGCUGUUGGCGGUUUGGAUGGCCACUUCUCCGCGCUCCUUAAGCCAACCCUCGAGAAAUCCGGCGUCGACCCCUCACGCGUGCGAAUCAUUGAAGAUGCUUAUACCGGUGUGGCAGUGAUUAUUGUCGACUCCUCAGCUGGCGGCGAGAAUCGCAUCUUGUUCUCCCCCGGUGCAAACUAUCAGGGUAUGCAGCCUAUCCCCGAGGUACUAGGAGCCGCACUUGCGGCCCCUGUACCGGAUGUGAUUGUCAUGCAGGGAGAGAUACCCGUCGAUACGGUUAUCUGGAUUCUCCGUGAGGUGGCGACAUUCAAGACGAAGAACCGCACAACUGGCAAGCGAGGCAUUGAGCGUGGUCCUGAUGUGAUGCUGAACCCGGCUCCUGCGCCACCAGGCGGUCUUCCUGAGGAUGUUUACUACGCCGUGGACCAUUUGAUCCUAAAUGAGACUGAAGCAGAGCUAAUGACACCGCCUAUGGAGCAAUUGCUUCGCGUUGUUCCCGAAGCGAAGGGGCUGGAGAGUAAGGAGAAGGUGGCACGUUACUUCCACAAGUUGGGCGUCACGUAUGUUCUGAUUACGCUCGGAGCAAAGGGUGUUUGGUACAGUGCUACAGAUGGAGGUACUUCUGGGCCCAGUGAUGGAGCCCGACGCUUCACGAACGAGAUCCCCGCUGCCCCUGUUUCUAAAGUGUUGGAUACUACUGCAGCGGGUGAUACAUUUGUGGGGGCUUAUGCAGUCAAGGUGGCGAGGUGGCGUGAACAGCGCCGUGUGGAAGGAAAGUCUGGUCAGGAUAUUACGGAUGCCGAGAAGCCGCAUCGGUACAAUACCUUCAUGGACGAGGCUAUGCAGCUGGCUGCGCGGGCGUCCGCUCGAGCUGUGGAGCGACAGGGUGCCAUGGAUAGCAUCCCGUUUGAGGAUGAGAUUUAA
Molecule: messenger RNA, 1152 nt
Organism: Penicillium malachiteum
Lineage: Eukaryota; Fungi; Ascomycota; Eurotiomycetes; Eurotiales; Aspergillaceae
Product: ribokinase
Exons: 1
Coding region: 1-1152 (383 amino acids)
Biological process (GO): D-ribose metabolic process
Molecular function (GO): ribokinase activity
Source: RefSeq, a predicted model, not a curated record